Messenger RNA from Parnassius apollo (apollo), 366 nucleotides. The record is from the annotation of a GenBank genome assembly. NCBI's taxonomy places the organism in Eukaryota, Metazoa, Arthropoda, Insecta, Lepidoptera, Papilionidae.
AUGCGCGGAAAGAAGCUAGGUACAUUUCUCAUGAACAAAGUCGAGGAAUACUGUAAGAAAAUGUUACGUUUGGAAAUGGUACAUUUAUCCACGAAAGGCCAAGAGGACUUCUACUCUAAAUUAGGUUAUGUCAUUUGCCCACCAAUAUCAAUAUAUGGAAACUAUACACCAAUCUUUGUAUCGUCAAAUAUGGAUAAUCAAAAUGACGGUGCAAUAUCAAAAGCGAAUAUCGAUACUGAUGAUAUGACGCUUCAUCAAUCACCUCCACCCCCACCCCCACCCCCACCGAUGCCAAAAUGUGAUAUUAUUAAGAAAGAUAACUCUUUAAAGUCUAAUAAAACUUUUAUGUUUAAAUAUUUACUUUAA